AUGUCAGUCAAGAUUGCUAUAGGACAACUGUGCUCCUCUUCUCAGCAUGCGCAGAAUUUGUCUAUAGUAGCGUCCUUAAUAGAACGAGCCAUCAAACUGGAUGCUAGAGUAAUAUUCUUCCCUGAAGCCACUGAUUACCUAUCUCAAAACGCCACGCACUCAAGAGUUCUGGCUAAAUCAAGUCCUACAUUUGUAGAUGAUCUACAGCUAAAGAUCAAGGACAUUAAUGAGAGAUAUAAAUCGGAGAAGAGGGCUAUAGAUGUUUCCAUAGGGGUACAUCUUCCACCUUCCGAGCAGGAUAUAUUGAAAGGUGACGACAGAGUUAAGAAUGUUCUACUCUAUAUAGACAGCUCUGGGGUUAUCAGAUCUAGCUACACAAAGCUACACUUAUUUGAUGUUGAUGUGCCAAACGGCCCAAUCUUAAAAGAAUCACAAUCUGUUCAACCAGGAGACCAAAUUCCUUCAAUAAUAGAUACCCCUGCAGGGAAAUUAGGGUGCUCCAUUUGCUAUGACAUUAGAUUUCCCGAACUUGCUCUAAGAUUGAGGAGUAUGGGGGCCCAAAUAUUAUGUUAUCCUAGUGCCUUUACAAUGAAAACUGGUCAGGCCCACUGGGAACUGUUGGGUAGGGCUCGAGCUAUAGAUACACAGUGCUAUGUAGUAAUGCCAGGGCAAUCUGGUACCCAUAAUGUAACUGAAGAUACCUGGAGUAAAACUGCUGAUUCCAAAACAAACCCCAAUAGUGUAACUAGAAUGUCCUGGGGCCACUCAAUGAUCAUCAAUCCAUGGGGUGACGUGAUUGCAAGAAGCGAUGAAACAAACAAUGAACCUCAGCUAGUCGUGUCCGAUAUUGAUCUAAAAUCAAUGGAGAGAGUAAGGGUAAAUAUGCCGCUCUGGCAACAGAGAAGGUUGGAUUUAUUCGACAAUAAUUACUCAAUCACAUAA
Nakaseomyces glabratus is the source of this 942-nucleotide messenger RNA. RefSeq names its product putative hydrolase (gene NIT2). Gene Ontology annotation, molecular function: hydrolase activity, acting on carbon-nitrogen (but not peptide) bonds, in linear amides. NCBI's taxonomy places the organism in Eukaryota, Fungi, Ascomycota, Saccharomycetes, Saccharomycetales, Saccharomycetaceae. The record is from RefSeq and is a predicted model, not a curated record.